UCAGUCGACGAUGGAAGAUGUCAUGCGUGUCCGACUGCUAGCCGAAGAUGAUGGAUAUUCCGAAAAAACUUUGAAUUCCAACCAAAUAGUAGACGCGGUACAACAGGCGUUUGCAGAAGCCAAUCCCAUAACGAUGGAUAAUAUUACACUGACCAUUACUUUAAGUGGACGCGAUGACGACAUGCAGACAGUUGAUGGGAACGACGUGUCCAAAUUCAAUUUCUCCUUGUCGUACCCCAAAAUGGACACCGCGAUUUACUGGAAAUUGUGGCGCUAUCCGACCAAGGAUGUCAUCAACAAGUUCCUUCAGACAGCCGAUGCUAGGAUCGCUGAGACGUGGACAGUGCCGAUGCCUGUCAAUUACUUUUGAGAAUAUUUAUUUACUGUAGCUUUAGAAGGAUAGUUGCGCUAAAUAAAUCUGCCAAACCUUAAAUGCAACGUUAGCCUAUCCUAACGAUGCAGCUGCUUUUUUUAAUAACAAAGGAGGUAAAGUUGUCAAGGGACAAGGGACAAUCCCUUUAUGGGCAACAAUAAAUCUUAUAAUUUCACCCUGGCGACAAACAAGCAAGUAGGCAAGCAGGUUCGGAUAUUAAUGAUAAAGUAUUUAAAAUGUGU
Messenger RNA from Paramacrobiotus metropolitanus, 615 nucleotides. RefSeq lists its product as uncharacterized. The transcript is spliced from 3 exons. NCBI's taxonomy places the organism in Eukaryota, Metazoa, Tardigrada, Eutardigrada, Parachela, Macrobiotidae. The record is from RefSeq and is a predicted model, not a curated record. The coding region runs from base 11 to 370 and encodes 119 amino acids.